Theileria equi strain WA is the source of this 732-nucleotide messenger RNA. RefSeq lists its product as hypothetical. The record is from RefSeq and is a predicted model, not a curated record. The coding region runs from base 1 to 732 and encodes 243 amino acids. The transcript has a single exon. NCBI's taxonomy places the organism in Eukaryota, Apicomplexa, Aconoidasida, Piroplasmida, Theileriidae.
AUGGCGUCUAGACUACUGGUUUACCCGAGUGAAGAUCGGUCAGAAUGUGAAAAUAGAGAGCAAAUUGGGCUUUCUCCCAUGUUCAAGAGAGCUAUUAUAUGUGCACUAGUUAGUAUUUUUGCGACAGUAAUCGUAAUUGUGCUGACGUUUCACUUCUCUAGGGAGAAUUUCGAACAAACGGGAGCAAUCAAGAAGAUCAUAUACGUCACAGAAAUCAGGGAAGUUGAUCUGAAGCAAAAGUUAUCCCAGGAGAUCAGAGAGGAGGUCGUGCAGAAGCUCAAGGAUGAAGUACUGCGUCGCGGAAUUGGUUACAUGAACGGGGAUAUGGAUGCAUGUCUCGCCAGGGGUCUCAAUAAGGCCUGCACGCAGGACGGAGACGUCAAGUUUGUAACCUCCAUGGAGCUCGAUCGUCACGCCAAGCUCAUUGAGUUCCUAGGGGAUGAGAUAAACGCUGAAUUCGAGAUUGAGAUUCUCCUGAAAUUCAAGAGGUACUGCACCAGGAUCAAGAAGACGUACCAGAACUUUGACGAGUUCACCAAGUACCUCUACCUAUUCCGCAAAGAUGUUAUCGACAUGGAGAGACACAAUAGAGACGCAGGGAAUGGAGAAAAGAGGGGGUAUGAAACGGAGCUGAGAGAAGACUUUUUGUACGACAGCAUGGAGAACGUCGGAUACGGCGACUUGUUUGAGGGCGGAAGAAGGACCUUUGAGUUUACUCCACUCCCAUUCUAG